AUGGUUAAGAUGGCUCCGGUUAAAGCCUUUCUGUGUCUAGCAUUAGUGGAGGUCUUGGUGGAUGGGGCCUCGGCGGCUGGGGCAGUUGGGGGAGGCUGGGGAGGAUAUGGACCCUAUUGCUUCGGCUUUUUGCGAGGUGGCCUCCUUGGCUGGGCCUAUCCGUUGGGCUACUGGAACACGUUUGGUGCGGGUUUGUACGGUGGCGGGUGCGGUCUGGGUGUGCCCUUUGGUGGUCUCUACUACUGCUAA
Molecule: messenger RNA, 249 nt
Organism: Peronospora belbahrii
Lineage: Eukaryota; Oomycota; Peronosporomycetes; Peronosporales; Peronosporaceae
Source: the annotation of a GenBank genome assembly